CAACAGCUUCAGGUUUCUUCUGAGCCCAUCCUUUGUGCCUAGCUAGCUCCUUCCGGCUCCCAGUAGGUGACCGUUUCCCACAGAUUCCUCGGCUCCACACCACAAGUUCCCUGUUCUUCGACUCGCAAUGACGAAGCACCAGAGGGCUGAAGCGGCCGACCAGCAUGUCGUGUCCCUCGCCCUCUCGCUCUGCCUCGGCGCUGUCGCUGACCGCAGCAAGAAGAUGCGCCGCGCCGGUCGGGAUCAGUUCGUGUGCAAGACGUGCGGCCGCUCGUUCGCGUCGUUCCAGGCGCUGGGUGGCCACCGGACUAGCCACCUCCGCGACCGCAACGGGCUCGCGCUCGCCCUCACCACCGGCGAUCAGUACUGCUCGGUCAAGCCCAAGAGUGCUACGGAUCAGAAGCAGGCGCACCAGUGCCACAUCUGCGGCCAAGGGUUCGAGACGGGGCAGGCGCUCGGCGGCCACAUGCGCCGGCACCGUGAGGAGGUGGCGCAGGCGUUGCCCGUUCUGCUCGAGCUCUUUGUCUAGACCGAUUUCAGUAGCUCUAGACUUCUAGUGCAGAGUUUUCGGCAUGCGUAUGCGUGCACUCUCGUAGUAGUUAGGUGUUAACCAUUGGUUGGUUCAUUCCUUUAUAUGUGUACAUAUACAAGUGUGACUUCUUCAGAGAUUAUAUAAAUGGAUUCGUUCGUUUA
Molecule: messenger RNA, 693 nt
Organism: Aegilops tauschii subsp. strangulata
Lineage: Eukaryota; Viridiplantae; Streptophyta; Magnoliopsida; Poales; Poaceae
Product: zinc finger protein ZAT7-like
Source: RefSeq, a predicted model, not a curated record